UCGGUGGGUGUUGCAAUGUUUUCCUUAUCGCCAUUGGAUUUCCUCUCCGCCGCUCAAAGCCGCCGCUGCUGCGUCUCCUGCCACUUCCUGCACCGAGCCACAGUUUCUCCAGUCUGUCGUCGUGAGGGGGGGCCGACAACAUGAGGAACAGAGAUCUUCGGGAGGGAACGUGAGGCUUGACAAUGACAUUACCAUGACAUAAACUAAGGACCCACCUGGAACUGUCUCCUUGUUUGUCUUUUGUUUUGUUUAUUUCUUUUUUAUUUUUCUUCGUUGUCUGGUCUGCACCUGUCUUACCUAGUGUUCACCCUCUUCUUGUGGAGAACAUUUAAGGAAGUAAUGCAGGGGUAUUUAUUAGGAUAAAACUUUAAUGUAUCACACUACUGUCUGAGAGGUCUGACCUUGUCACUCCUCUUGUCUGCCUCCUACAUAUCACUGAGAUUAAAGAUAGCAAUAUAGGUAUCAAAGGUCUUGAAAAAGUCUGCACUUAUCAUAUCUUUUGUGGCAUUAAUUACAUUUCAGCCAGCACUUACCAUGCAACAUACUUCUUAUUCUUUACUUCUGCAUUAAUUUAAUUUAAUUGUUGUAGCCUCCUUGUCUAAACAAGGUGUGUUUGUCUUAUCCAUACUUAAUUUUGUUUCAGUGUAACUAAGUUUUAGUUUUGUCCUUUUGUGUAAUUAUUUAAAGAUUUGUUGUUAAUGUCGAGUAGCUGCUCAGCUCCCUUUUGUUGUUAUCACAAUAGGCGGCUUUAAGUUGUAAUGUAAACUUCUUUUUUCUUUUCUUUUUUUUACUUAUGCAAUCUUUGUGAAGAACACUUUUGUUUAAAUGAACGAUCUUGUAGUGGAAAAUAUGCCUUUAUAAGUCCUGUUGUCUUUGAAUAUGUUGAAGUUUUGCUCACCCACUUUUCCACUGGCAGUAAACUGUAGAAGCUGACAGCUCUUCAGAUCAAACUGUGAUGGGAGCUUUCUAACUGUGACGCAAAGACUUAUUUAGCAGUUCCAAUUUCACUGGAUAAAUACUUUAAACAGGAGAACCUUUAAACUGGAAGGACUUAAUGUUUCUCUUUAAAUGAAGAUACACACCUGAAAUGGACAGAUGGGAACAGAAACUCAGAGCUGAUUUUUUUUUUUCGGUGACUGUGUCUCUUGAAUUCAAGCACUGAAGAUGGAGAAUGAUUUUGAGGAGAUUUCAGGGAUAAAGUUCUCAGACUGACAUUCAGAUACAUUUUGAUUUUCCCUGCAAAUCUUGAAGAGCUGCCAAAUUCCUCCUCUUCAAGCCUCUAACUACGGAAGAUACUUGUUAGACUUUUUUUUUUUUUUUUUCCCCCCGAUAAACCGCGUGAGGUUUCAGCAGUGAGGAUGCGAUCUCCAGAACCCUCCUUACCCUCCACAGCAGAAGCCCUCCUUCAUGGCCAGUUUGCCAGUUGGGGAUCCGGCAGCAACAGCAACAAUAACAGCUGCCCCAACAGCCCUGGUGGUCCGGGGGGACUCUCCCCUGCUGCCUCCCCUACUCCGGCUCCGGCUUCCAACUAUGCCUUGACCCUCACCCACACCCACAUACAUAUCCAGCGUCUGUCACCACGGCCGGGGAAGGAAGCCCGUCUCCUGCUGCCUUUAUCAGAGCUAGUGGGGUGCAGCUGCCCUCGUGCCCCUGCGCCCCCUCUCCUGGUGCUGUACUGGUACCCGCCAGGCAAACGACGGAAAGGGGUGUCACGGCGCAGGCAGGUGAGGGCCUACCUGGCAGAAAGCAGGCCUGAAGCCGAGAGGUGGUCGGCUGCUGUGCAGUGUCUACUCAGAGAUGUGACCGUCACUGCUGAAACAGAAUUUUCAAGAAGUUUGCUACCUCGUCCCAGGCGACUACUGUUAUUGGUCAAUCCCUUCAGUGGGAGAGGCCAGGCAAUGCAGUGGUGUCAGACCCACAUUCUGCCAAUGAUCAGAGAGGCCAACAUCAGCUACAACCUUAUACAGACAGAGCGUCAGAACCAUGCCCGAGAGCUUAUCAGAGAGAUAUUGCUCCCAGAGUGGGAUGGCAUCAUCAUUGUUUCUGGAGAUGGCUUGCUGCACGAGGUAAUCAAUGGGCUGAUGGAGCGUCCUGAUUGGGAACAAGCAAUAAAAACACCUGUCGGCAUUCUGCCCUGCGGCUCCGGGAAUGCACUGGCUGGCUCCAUCAACCACAAUGCAGGGUAUGAUAUGUGCCUUCGGGAGCCCCUCCUAUUGAAUUGCUGCUUUUUGCUCUGUCGAGGCGGUGUCCGACCCAUGGACAUUGUCUCUGUGACAACAAGCCCUCCUCCCUCCAACAACAGUCGUACCGCAGCACCCAGGAGGCUGUUUUCUUUCCUCUCUGUUGCCUGGGGCUUUGUAUCCGAUGUGGACAUUGAGAGUGAGAGGUAUCGUGGCCUAGGCUCAGCUCGCUUCACCCUGGGCACCCUGGUGCGCAUAGCUUCUCUUCGAUCCUACAAGGGUCGUCUGUCCUACCUGCCUCCCUCUAUUUGCACCACAUCACCAGAUGCCACACCUCCUCCGCCAAGGAGACCCCUCUCCCGCAGUAUUACAGAAGGCCUGGAGGGCUUCUGCCGAACCCCCAUCCAUCGCACCUGCUCUGACAUGGGCAUCAGCGAACAGAGGAGUCUGCGUAGGGGUGAGGGAGAGAGGGAAAAAGAGGAGAGGCAGAGAGAAAGGGAGAGGAGAAGGGAGAGGGCUAGAGGAGGAGGAAGCGGUGUGGUUAGGGCAAGCAGCCUGGCGGAGGACAGAGAGAGAGAACGGGAGGGGGAGGUGGAGAUGGAAGCAGAAGAGGAGAAGUCAGGGACAUGUUCGGAGAGGUCUGGCACGAGUUCAGAAUCAAAUGAAAGGGAUGAAUGCAGUAUGGGAAGGGCAAAAAGGUUGGCGGGGAUCAAGGAUGAAAGGGAGGAUGAGGGAAGAGCAGAGCACAACUCCAGUGAGAUGGAGGAGGAGGAUAGGGGGAAGGAUGGGGAAGGCAGUAGUGGUUCUGUUGAGGGGGAGAGAGGGUUGUAUACGAGAGAGAUCGGAGAGAGGGUGGACAUGGGGCGAGAGGCAGAUGAAGAGCCAGACGUCCAGGAAACCAGACAGUCACUAAGAAAGAACUCAGCCCCUUCGAGCCAGAUAGCCAACGCUCUCUUCAACCAGCCUCUCAGUCAGGAGGCUGACGCAGACUCUGGCACUUCAUACGGGGUAGAGGACAUGGAUCUGAACGGAACCUACUACCAGAAAGAACCUUACCAACUAGACGUUGGUCGUGAGCGAUCUCUCACCAUUUCAUCUCCCUUUCGUCACUCUCCCUUCUCUUACAAGCCCAAGACCCUGGACCAAAACCAGAACGCCUCCCGGCCGAGGCCCCUCUCCCUCCUCCAGCACUCCCACUCAAACUCAUUACCCCCUAAACUGCCCUCCCUCUCCCUGUCUCUCUCUCCCACACCGCCUUCCUCCCCUUCAUGUGCCUCCCCACACUCCUCAUCCUACCUCGUCCCCCGUCCCAACACCCCAAAUUCCACAUCGCCGUCACCGUGUCUACGCACACCGUCCUCAUCUUUUAACUUUGACAUUGCCGAGCCAGCAGGACCCCAAAAGAACCGUCCUUUCUCACUGCCUUUAAAUCUCCCUAGGGAUGACUUGUUACCCCCCCUUGACCAACCCCUUCCCACCAGAGACUGGGUCACCAUUGAAGGGGACUUUGUCCUGGUCCUGGCCCUUUAUCAGACCCACCUUGGGGCUGAUCUUCAUGCUGCACCCCAGGCCAGGUUUGAUGACGGGCUGAUCCAUCUGACCUUUGUGCGGGCGGGAAUCUCCAGAGCCACUCUGCUGAGACUGUUCUUUGCCAUGGAAAGAGGAACUCACCACUCCGUCAGCUCGCCAUAUGUGAGCCACGUUACCUGCAGAGCCUUCAGGCUGCAGCCUCUAUCUACACGGGGGACACUCACUGUGGAUGGAGAACUGGUACCCUAUGGACCACUUCAAGCGCAGGUUCAUCCUUCCAUAGCUCGUCUCAUCGUUGGUGACUCUGGAGUGAAGAUUACCAGAUUCUAAUCAGGGAAUAGUUGAGCUGAUUGAAAGAUCUCACUCUACCACUCUACUGAAUUAUGUAAUCUCUGUUGUCAUCUGUACUCUGAAACAGAGGGGGAGUAUCUAAGAGACUUAGAAUAGCCUGGAUUGCAGAAACUGCUUUUCUUGGGUUUAAUGAAAGGGAUAACCCACCAAGCCACGCAUCAUUGGAGCAUGACUGCAGGGAUUAAUAGCAAAUUUGAAAAUGGAUGAAAAAUGCGCCUCAUUGCACAGCUGUUGGAUUACGCUCUGCGUACCCUGAGAAGCAUGAAAACUGCACAGCCUGGGAUAAUAAGAGGGAAGAACAAUCGAAUGUUUAUGGAUUUUUUUGUGCAGAUAGUGCAUGUGUUGGAUGUAUACAUAGUAGUAUGCAUGCAGAGAAGCACUACCUGCUUGUUGCCUUUCAAUGAGAUGGAGAGAAAUCAGAUUUCAGAGAGAGUUGUUCUUAAACAUGAAAAUCUAUAAAAAUAGAUUGACAUUCACUUGGGCAAAUAGCACAUUAAAAUGUGUCCCAACACUCAAUCUUCAACCCUUAUGUCAAAUUAAUGGAGUAUAAAAACUUCCGUCCCUGAAAGGAAUGCCUUAUCUGACACUGGACAGUACAGUUGUACCAUUGAUCUUUUCUUACUUAUAUAAGAAACCCAAAUCUUCGUAAUCUCUAUCCACCUAUCAGAGAGUCCGUCCAACACAUGAAUAUACUGGUAGACCCACCUAUCUACCGUUAUCUUCAAGCACGCAACUCUCCACUGUUUUAAGCAUCAGUGGGGAAGAUUCGGAUAAAUGUACACUUUAAUGACCAUUUUUUUCAUGCAAGUGACUCAAUGCAGAGCAGCGAGAUCAAGCUUUUCAGGGUCAUUACAUUAGUUGGCGCAAUGGAACUGUUGAACGGUAACCGUUACUGACAUUUUUACAUAAUUUGCCAGUUUUUCUUAGCCAGUGGAUGCACGAUAAUGAUGUCAGUGAUAUCAAACUUUGCAACAUAUUGAAUAUAAAAAUAUCUGAACGAAGCAAGCUUCUUUGUCAGUGGUUUUAGACUGUUCAUUGUCAAGAAAUGUUUCAGAAUCACACACAUUAGCCCUCAGCACUCUUUUAUGUCUAGAAUAUAUCACUAUUUCUAAGUAAUCAUCUUUGGAAGCAUAGAGGCCAUUACAUGCCUCUGUUAAAUAGGAAGUAGUGCAUUUAUUUUGCACAAUAACGAGCAGAAGCAGAAAAGAUCACAACACUAGAAUGCAUAUUAACUUUAAGAUGCAUAUGUCGCAGAAUCAUAUGUUCUAGAAAUUAAUGCACUAGUAUUAAUAGCCUAGUCAAGAGACUUUAAUACAUGGAUCACAUUACAUUCAUAGCCUGAAAUGAAUUAAAUGUCUCAAUUUGAGAACUUUCAUAGCUUCUGAAAGGUAGGACUGACUGAUCACAAUACCAUUUAGACACUUUAAAAUCCUGCUGUAGAGACAAACAGAGGUACAACACUAAAAUCUAGCAGCUCUGUGUUGUCACAUCAGAGUUUUGAUCAAGAGAUAAAUCAGAUCGAGGGGAAACAACUUCAACUGCGAGAAAUUAUCCAGCAGUAGAGCCAAUCUUUUGAAGUGACUGAUGGCUUUAAAUGAAAAAGUACUUCCAAAUGACGAUGUGCUCCUAAGUGAAAUCAAACAGCAGACAUGGGAGCCCUACUAGGAAUUGUGGUGUUGGGGUUUUUUUUUUUUUAAUGUUAUGAUAAAACCUGCUGAUAUACUCAGUCUUGACAAAGGAUUAAUCAUUAGCAUGUGCAGUGUAUCAAUCAGUAAGCUCAUGUGCCGACUGCUUGGGUCAUCAUCAACAUACUGUAUGUCUUGGUCAUGCCUGGAUAAAUUAAUGCCUCUAAGUAAUAAGCCUGUAAAUUCUGGCUGUUGAUCAUGAACUGUUCAAACCUGACUGCAGAAAAUGGAGUAAAACUCUUUGCUCACCAGGCUGUUAUUUUUCUUCUAUUUCUUUUGUCUUACCCUUUGACGCACAAUGCAGCUAGUCUACCACAAUUACACUGUGCUUACACAGCUACAGAAUGUGAAUACAUUUUGAGUCUAGGCUUGUAACAUCACCAAAUAGAAGAAUCUAUAUACACUUUGAAUGGAGUUUUCCCAAAAUGUUUACUCUUGAUGUUUAAGAGACUAGUUAUGACAGUUUACCUGCCUAAACAUUUUGUCGUCUAUGGCCAUAACCCGCACCAUGGUGUUAUAGACCAAUUUGAUAUGACAAUGUCGGGGUAUGACCCCUCAAUUGAUAAUGCCAUUAAGAUGUCUGUAGUGGACUGCCUGUAAUGAAAUUGUAAUUAUUACUAAAAUGAUGAAAAUAUAUAAAUAUACAAUGUACAGUUAAUAGUUAUAUAUGGUUUUGAAUAAAUGUAACUUGAUAAGUUUGUCUGGAGCAAA
Messenger RNA from Dicentrarchus labrax (European seabass), 6457 nucleotides. RefSeq names its product sphingosine kinase 2 (gene sphk2). Gene Ontology annotation, cellular component: cytoplasm; intracellular membrane-bounded organelle; membrane. The transcript has 8 exons. Lineage: Eukaryota; Metazoa; Chordata; Actinopteri; Moronidae. The record is from RefSeq and is a predicted model, not a curated record. Bases 1359 to 4040 code for a protein of 893 amino acids. Gene Ontology annotation, biological process: sphinganine-1-phosphate biosynthetic process; positive regulation of apoptotic process; sphingosine biosynthetic process.